This is a messenger RNA of Pieris brassicae (large cabbage white), 920 nucleotides long. RefSeq lists its product as uncharacterized. The transcript is spliced from 2 exons. Gene Ontology annotation, cellular component: nucleus; transcription regulator complex. The record is from RefSeq and is a predicted model, not a curated record. Bases 118 to 768 code for a protein of 216 amino acids. Gene Ontology annotation, molecular function: DNA binding. Lineage: Eukaryota; Metazoa; Arthropoda; Insecta; Lepidoptera; Pieridae. Gene Ontology annotation, biological process: regulation of transcription by RNA polymerase II.
AUUUAGUCGUGAUUUUUAUUUUUGUGGCGACGCAGGGACGCUAGACGUAGCCAUGGUAACGACGCUGGCCACAAUAAAUAAUAAAAUAUAAUUAAUAUUUUGGUUAUUGAGAGCAAAAUGUCGUUCGAUACUGAGAGAUUUAUCAUAGAAAUUGAAAAUCGGCCGUGUUUAUGGAACAAGGCAUUGAAAGAGUACUCUGACCGCAACUUGAAAAUUAAAUGUUGGGAUGAAAUGGUGAACAUUUUUAAAGAAAAAGAAGAUAUAACAAAUGAAGGAAAAAACCAGCUAUCUGUUGCAUUACAAAGAAAAUGGAAAAGUAUCCGCGGCUGUUUCACAAGGGAAGUUGGCCGCCAAAAAAAUUUAAAGACCGGAUCUGGUGGUGGAUUACGUAAAAGUGAAUAUGUCUUCUUUCAACAACUGCAAUUCUUAAAAAAUGUUGUCGCUGUAAAGGAGCCUGAAGACGUUGUUGCAGAACCUGCAAAGAACUCUAAACCAGAUAUACAGAUGGUAGAACGUAAAGAAAACAAAGAACAUAAGCCACUACCAAAACAAGAACAGUGUCCCGAAGAUGAUAAAUUCCUUGUAGCUCCACAGAGAACCAUCGAGGCGAGUGAAAAUUUUGAAGCAAAAAAUGAUGACGAAGACAGGUUAUUUAUGUUGUCUUUAGUAGGUACAUUAAAAAAAGUUUCUCCAGAAAGAAAAAUGUCUACGAAAAUUAAGAUAAUGUCUAUACUCGAAAACGCAACUAAGCCUGAAUAUUACCCCUAAAGCUCAUGGUCGCAAUCCCAACAAACGCAACCGUCUCCUACAAGCGGAAGGAAUCACGGAUAUUCCACUCGUUCCAGAGGUUCUGAAAUGCCACACACCGAACAUGCUCCCAUGUCGAAUCUGUCAAAUUACUCCGAAGAAUCAACCGUUUU